AUGGGUCGACUCCAAUUUCUAUGGAUGCUGGCGGUUUUCGGAGUUCAGGUAUGUGGCAAACGGGUCUGGAAGCUCGGAGAAGAUUUGCAAAAGACUUUUACCACUGGGCGGAAUCGAACCCGUGACCUCUAGAUUACCGGUGUCGCGCUUGCUCAUUUUAGUAGUCUAAGAAGGUUUUUCCACUCAAACUGGCGACUUUUCAGAGAAUUGGCGCCCAAUUCUGCGAGGACUACAUCAGAUGCAUGGAACAGUUGGAAAUCAAGCAGCACGAGUGUCUGGCACUCGACAAAAAUGUUCGGUCGGUCGAAAAAACUGGAGAAAUGAGAACAAAUGAGAACCUCUUUGCAGACUUCGAAGUUCCGACGCGUGUAGCCGACAGAAAUGGGACAAAAAGUUGGAGUUGAACGCUCUUCACAUGCGGUACGGUAGUUUUGCCAAGGCGAAGGUGUUUGACCUAGAAAUAACCGAAUUUGCCCGAGAAAUGAAGCUGUUUCGGCCUAAAAUCUCUUGCUGAUAUUGUCGAUCAUCACUCUUUUGUGCCCUCUUUUUCAGAAGAGCCGAAGUGGCGCGGGAUUGUGUGCGGAAGAAUCAUUUGGACGCGACGAUUGCCGAGUCGACGCUCGACGAGGACGCGGUCAGUUUUCGUGGCCUAGUUGUUUUCUAGGCCAUUGUAGACUUCUCAAGAGUGGUUUCUGAUUCCCAAACUUUCAAAUUCCAAGUUUUUGCAGCGGAAGCAGUGCAAUUCUCUGCACGAAAAGUUCCGAUUCGCCAAGAAUUUCACAAGUUUCGCGGACGACGUCACCUCGUCCACUGCCACGUCAUCAAAUCGAAAGAAACGGGCGGCGAAGCGGAACAAACGGGAAGUGCGCAAGAAUUCGAACACGAAAGCGACCGAGUGCCGGAACGCCGCCAAACUCUGGCACAAACAGUGUUCCGCGCUGGCCAAGUGCUGUCCGCUGACUGACGAGUACGUGUUUUUUCUGGGGAAAAGUGUAAUAGCUGAACAGAACAGUGUAGUGGCUGGGAAAAGCCCUAAACGGGAACACAUUCAAUAGAUAUUGUAGAUAUAUUUUUACAGGUGCAAACAAUCGACACUAGGAAUAAUGGAUCAAAUCUACGAAGGCCGCCACAAGCUCCAAGAAAUGCAUGUCAAUAAUUGUGUCUAA
Caenorhabditis sp. 36 PRJEB53466 is the source of this 1166-nucleotide messenger RNA. NCBI's taxonomy places the organism in Eukaryota, Metazoa, Nematoda, Chromadorea, Rhabditida, Rhabditidae. The record is from the annotation of a GenBank genome assembly.